Messenger RNA from Paralichthys olivaceus (Japanese flounder), 2103 nucleotides. RefSeq names its product ubiquitin-conjugating enzyme E2 D2-like. The record is from RefSeq and is a predicted model, not a curated record. Gene Ontology annotation, molecular function: ubiquitin conjugating enzyme activity. Lineage: Eukaryota; Metazoa; Chordata; Actinopteri; Pleuronectiformes; Paralichthyidae. Gene Ontology annotation, cellular component: nucleus. Gene Ontology annotation, biological process: protein polyubiquitination.
GUGUGCACAGGCUCGUCACCAGUCCUCCAUCACAUCCGCUCCGUCCCUCUCCGCCGCAGCUGCGCCUCCUUCAGCCAUAAAUCGUCUCAUACACCCGCUCCGCCGCUAGUGGGCUACAACCGGAGCUACCGACGGACAGGCAGCGGAACGAGGAGCUUUGUCGCCCGGGUAACUUCACCUGGCUCACGCACGUACUCAGCCUCCAGCGACGGGACACGGCUCGCACCGAGCGAACACCGGCCAGAGGCGUUAAAUCUAGCGGGGACCGCAAAGGGAUUUUUUUUUUAAUUUUUUUUUUUUUCUUACUCCGUAUCGCCCCGUGUCUCGGUGGAUCAGACCGCCAGCUAGCUUUGUUACCACCGCGCAUACGUAGUGUUAGCUCGCCUGCUAGCUAACUCCCGUUAGCCCCGAGAAGAAAAAGGCCGCGGAGUUGACCUCGCGUCCGCUUUUCACACCAGGCAGCGACUCAUCCUGGCACAUCGGGGUCGCCCCUCGGACCGGAACCCCCCUCCUCGUAACUGAAGCGCAGACCACCGACAGAGGAUGGCCCUGAAACGGAUCCACAAGGAGCUCAAUGAUCUGGCUCGUGACCCUCCAGCACAGUGCUCGGCCGGCCCAGUGGGUGAUGACAUGUUUCACUGGCAAGCCACAAUCAUGGGACCUAUUGACAGUCCAUAUCAGGGUGGUGUUUUCUUCUUGACAAUUCAUUUCCCAACAGACUACCCCUUCAAACCACCCAAGGUUGCAUUUACAACAAGAAUUUACCACCCAAAUAUUAACAGUAACGGCAGUAUCUGUCUGGAUAUUCUCAGAUCACAGUGGUCUCCUGCACUUACUAUUUCUAAAGUUCUUCUCUCCAUUUGCUCACUCCUAUGUGACCCGAACCCUGACGACCCACUAGUGCCAGAGAUCGCACGAAUCUACAAAACAGAUAGUCAGAAGUACAAUAAAUUAGCUCAGGAGUGGACGGCGAAGUAUGCCAUGCUUUAGGAUACAGCAAACUGGCAAAAGAAUGGACAACCAAAUACGCAAUGUGAUGGCAUCGUCCAGGAAGCUGGUGGAAAAUGUGGUCGCUGAUUCAAACUUAAAAUUCCAGGAUUCUGUUUCUUCUUUUUCACUUUUUUUGUUAAUCAGAGCAUUUUACCCUCCUUUCCUUUUUUCCCCCAACCUGUGUGCUCAUAAGAAGAUAGUGUUUUCUCUCUAGGACACAUGCCAGUUUCUGUGAGGUUUCAAUUCCCAUUUUGUACGGAUUAAAAAAAAAAAAAAAUCACCAUGGUUCUGAACACUCAGCUUGAGCAUGCACCAGUAAAAGUUUUUCAACCCAGAUUUGGUGAUGUUAGUCAUUUACUCUGCACACACUUAGUAGAAUCUGAUGCAACUGGUCUCCUCAUGCUCAACAGCUUAUCAGCCCCAUGAUGACCAAAAGGUAAAACCGGCUGGAUCCUGCGAGGUUGAUAUUUUACUCUCAGGUCAGCUGAGUUUCUCAGCGUUUCUAGAGAAGCUGUCUUUGGCUAUAUCUUAAAAAAUUCUGAGUUUCCAGGUUUCAGAUUGGCAAAAGAAAUCUGUCUGCCGUUAUUUGGAAGUGGUAAAAUCUGAACUGGGGAAUGCCUUCUCUCUGAAAGAUGAGCGAAACUGGUCGGUGGCUCCUGGGCCGGUCUGACGUCAGUAUGUUCUUCUGAUCAUUAGCAUAGGGAUCUAUUACCCGAGGAAAGAGGUGUAUCUUAUUCCACUAUCAGUGUGUGUACAGAGAAACACAGCAGUAUAUAUCGAUGUUAAGGAAACAAAAUAUAAGGACUUCAAUGUUGUAUUUUAUGCAUGUUAAUAAAGGUAGGCUAUUAUAUCUGAUGUUUCUGCAAAUUAAGUGGAUUGUAAGGCUGAACAGUUGGAAAAAUUUGGUUCCCCUCAAAGGCUUUCUAUUUCUUUUUGUUAUUUAGAAGCCAGUAGAUGAGCGAUUAGUUUUAUGCCCACUUGAACACUGUCUUCUUGUAGCCCUAAAAUAUUGACGCAAAGCCGAUGGUUGAUAAUCAACUUGUGGCUCUGUUUCUUUUUAGUUUUCCCUUCAAUAAAGUUACUUAAACCAUAAAGAGAAUGGAGUUUUGUUUU